Messenger RNA from Osmia bicornis bicornis, 2652 nucleotides. RefSeq names its product transcription factor kayak (gene kay). Gene Ontology annotation, molecular function: DNA-binding transcription factor activity, RNA polymerase II-specific; RNA polymerase II cis-regulatory region sequence-specific DNA binding. The coding region runs from base 360 to 1514 and encodes 384 amino acids. Gene Ontology annotation, biological process: regulation of transcription by RNA polymerase II. The record is from RefSeq and is a predicted model, not a curated record. The transcript has 3 exons. Lineage: Eukaryota; Metazoa; Arthropoda; Insecta; Hymenoptera; Megachilidae. Gene Ontology annotation, cellular component: nucleus.
AUUGGCGGGCUCAGUUGGGAUACGUAAGCACACGCGACACUUGAACAGUCACGUUGUUACUUCGUUGUUGCAUGGUUGAACUUGUACGUGACAGUGACGGGGAAAAAGCAGACUCUAUCAAUUUAUACGUGUCUAUGCCGUUUGAUCGGACGUGGUUCUAGUAUACUCGGUACGAAACGUGACAUCGGUGAACGAGAAAAGGGUAUCGUGCCGUGUCGUGCCGUUUCGUCGCGAGUGUUCUUGGCUCGCGUUCAAAGUAAACUGUCGAGUUAAAACUCUUCCGCGAAGGAGCAACUAGAUAUUUCUUCUUUCCUUUUAUUUGUCUUGUGGUGAAGUUUUGAAAGCAAAACCGCUCACAGAUGACGCAACGUGUGCCUAGCGCAGGCUUUUACGACACUAUCGUCGAAGAUCACAAUUACACGAUGUUUUCGAUGUAUCCACCGACAUCAAACUUUUCUGACCCCUGGCAGCUGACGAAAGAGGAAAAGGCUAUGCUCGUAUCUCUGGACGGACUGCAUAGCGGAGUACCGACCAGAACGACGCCGACGUUGACGCCGACGACGCUCCGUAGCAUCGAACAGACGUUCCUCGAGCUAACUAGCGAGUCCGCGUCACACAGUCGCGAAGCAGGCUUCGUACCACCGUUGGUUGAACCGUCGCAACCGACGCCGGCACAGACGCAAAACACGGCGGCGCAUCACAUCGUUACCACCGCAGCCGCCACCGCCGUCCCCGUGGCUACCAACACCACCCUGGUGGAGAGCCAACAGACGCAACAAACGCAACCCACCAGGCGCAAUAUGGGUGGUAGAAGGCCAACGAGAACGAUCGGGAUGACACCCGAGGAGGAGGAACGACGACAGAUCCGUAGGGAGAGGAAUAAAAUGGCAGCAGCCAGAUGCCGCAAGCGAAGGAUGGAUCACACCAACGCCCUGUUAGAAGAGACUGAGGGUUUGGAACAAAAGAAACAAAGCUUGCAAGAGGAAAUCCAUCAGCUGCAACAAGCCAAAGACGAGCUCGAGUUCAUUCUGGAGGCUCACAGAGCUGUCUGUCGACUACGUUCCACGUCUCCGCCGGAUGUGAAGCCUGUGAUAAAGCCAGAACUUCCGGUCGAGGAUCAAUUCGCCAGCGUGGACAACGCGAAACGCGAUUCGUUGAACGCCGCCGCGAGACCCAACAGACCAAACUCGUUGCCGGUUGGUUUCGACAAUAACAAUCGGCCAAACUCCUUGUCGAUCUUCACCGAAUCGAAGGAGAGACCAGACUCGCUUACGUUCAAGACAGUCGAGACGCCAUCUUUCAUGAAACCGUCGCUAGACGUCGCUGGAAUGCCGAUCACCACCCCUACCAGUGGCAUACCGUUUAACUUUGAGUCUCUGAUGGAGGGUGGUACCGGGCUCACGCCAGUUUCCACGCCUUUGAUACCAUCCUGCUCGACGCAACAGAGAAACAACCUGUCAGCGGUUGACCUCAGCUCCCCGGAUGCGAAUCCACCGAAGCUGGUGAGCUUGUGACGCCAAGAUGACCUCGAGUACGGAUCAAACGAGGACGAUCCCGAAUGAAAGAGGUGUUGUCGCGUCUUGGACCGUUUCGCGGAAUUUUGUACAGAGAACCAGAAGAGAAGCAAGAAAUUGAAAACGUUAGAGCUAAGGAUCGACUUUAGCGCUCAAAACUCUCUGAUAGAUAAAGAAAGAAUCAUCUGCUGAAUCGGGUCUCCAUUCGCGCGGCACUGCGUUAUACAUGUACACUAUCGUGCAACGGAGCCUUAUCUUAAGUCCUAAGAAAAGACUACGUUGCUCGCGAUUGUACUUGGCGCAUAAUUUCAAGGAGAGACACAUAGUACAGCGGCUCGGUGACGAUUGUACAUAUAUAAAUACAUGUAUGUACUAAAAAUUUAACGAAUGCUUUUUCUUGCAUUCUCAAGAAGAGCCGUAUUUUCUUGUUGGCAUUUCGAGUCGCAUCGAUGCCGCUUUUCAUUACGAGUAACGAGAUUUCUACGAGCAACUCGCGUGGUUUGCAAGUUUCCCGUAAUAUGUAAUCCCUCCAUACAUAUAAUAUAUAUACAUACAUAUAUUUUACUAUGUAUGACAUUUUUUGCAUGAUCUUUAAGCAAUAUUAAUAUAUUUAUACGCGGCUGCUGCUUGCGAGGCUGGCCGAUUUUUUCGAUAAGACUUUCUUCUUUCUUUUCUUUUUUUUUUUUUUAAUAUAAUAUAUAUAAAUAUAGCGUUAGCAAGAGAGAGGAGGUAGAUCGUUUUACGACCUGCUCGAUUUCAGCCCCGUGAUCGGCGGUCGCGAUCCAACGAUCGUUAUGAUUAAGAAAAAAUUAUAACGCACCAUCAAUAAAUGCUGCAAUAUAUUUUCAUUGGAUCGAACGAAUAAAAGAGGAAUUAAAAUAUUAUGUAAUUAUCGACGAAUAAUAACGAUGUGUUUCAAUUGUGUAUCAUAAUUGUGAACUUCAUCUAGCUGUAAGUUGAGAUACAUUGCGUGAUAUGGUUGUUCACGGGUUCCUCGGCCUCGUGAACGCCAUGGAUCUUUGGAACGGAAACGUUCCUGUGAUAGAACGUGCAAAUAAACUCGUACAGCGUUAAUGGUCGAAUUUUAUAUCUUUGUACAGUCGAAUUGAUGAUUUCUCAAUACAAAAAACAAACAGAA